AUUCGGUGGCAACAGCGCCGCAAAGGCAAGAAUCUUCGGCCGAGCUGGCGAGAGAGACAGGACGCGGAACACACACACACACACGCGCGCACACACACGGGGAGAACGUGAUUCGUACAUUUAUUUGAAGCAGGCAGUCUCGUACCGUAGGCUGGGGGAAAUCAUGCUUUAUUGCAGAGAAAGAGAUUAAGCUGACGAUCACUCUGCAGCAGCGCAGUGCCUGGGCUUCACGUGACGGUGCUAGACUUUUAACGUCACCGUCCGUUCCGCGGUCUAUGUCUCUGAGCCGCGAGCACGCGCGCCCAUGGCCUCGGUAAACAGGGACGAGGAGCUGCGAUGGGUGCCGACGCACGUGCAGGUGCUGGUGAUCCGCGCCCGCGGGCUCCGCGCCAAGGGCAAGCACGGCACGAGCGACGCAUACGCCGUGGUGCAGCUCGGCAAGGAGAAGUACUCCACAUGCGUGAUGGAGAAAACUACGGAGCCUGAAUGGGGCGAGGAGUGCUCAUUCGAGCUGCAUCCUGGCGUGCUAGACGACGGGGGCUACGACGGGCACCCGGCGAGCACCUGCGACCUUACCUUCACCGUCAUGCAUCGCGCGCUCAUCGGCCUUGACGUGUUCCUGGGCCAGACCGUGAUCGCGCUGGAUAAGGCGUUCCGUGAGCGUGUGUGCAUGAGAAACGAAUGGUACAAGCUUCAUUCUAAAACUGGCAAAAAGGAAAAAGAAAGAGGGGAGCUUCAGCUAACAGUGCAGUUCACUCGCCAUAACCUGACAGCCAGCAUGUAUGACCUCUCCAUGAAGGACAAACCUCGGUCAGCGUUCAUCAGGCUGCGUGAGCGCAUGCGUGCACGGAAGCGUGGUGGGGAUGAAGAGUCCUCCUCAGCCAUCGUGCCAGGGGGUUAUGGGGCGUUGGCGCGCAUGCGGGGCCGUCUGCCAAGUGAUGGUGGUGGGGAGGAAGACUAUGAGGAUGAUGAAGGAGGGGAGUUGAGGAGAAGUAAAAUGAGGAGUUACUUCCUCCAUGGAAGGUUACGAAAGUCAUCGGACACACGUUCUAGCACUUCUCUGGGUUCUGAGAGCAGCGAGUCAUCUUCCAGAGGGGGCAGUCUUAGCCCAACUGCUGGCAUCAGUGUAGUGGUUUCAGACCUCUCCAAUUCACCCAGCAACAGCAGCAACCUGACAGCAGACAACAGCCCAGAGCACACAGUAGCCCCCUCACCACUAGUCUCCCCUGUUAGACAUGUGUUUGAUGAGGUGUGUGACCAUAGCAUCCCAGUGCCUCAUUCCCUGUCCAUUGACAGUGAUACUCCCAUUCUCCUGCCCUCUGUCUGUGUUAAUGGAAAUCCAGUAGAGACAUCUCCUCUUACUCAUCAACCCCCCUUACUGGUACUACAACAACCUAGGCCACAGACAGAGACCCGCCAAGAAUCACCGAAAACUCCUCAGACAAGCCCACCGGAGAAACGCAAACCUACUCAGGCCCAAACAGUCCAGUCCUCGGAAAUCAAACCUCAACCCAGUCCUGAGUUUCAGACUAAGGAGCCUAAGUCCAAGCAUGACCUGCAGUUCCCUGCAUUAGGAAUACUGCAGAAGGGCUCUGCACUCUCUUUAUCCUUGCAGAACAUCUCUCGCCAUAAAGAGGAGCAGCAGGGCGGAGGGCCUAUAGAAGGCCGCCGCUGGUCCUUUGAUAAACCAGGAGAGGAGGAGAAAGCAGCCAUAGCAGCUGCACUGGAGCAUGCUGGGUUGAUAACCGACGAGACAGUGGUGGAAACGGGUGUGCCUGUAAGCGAGAAAGAAGUUCAAGGCAAGAAGAAGCGGAGCUUGUUCUUUCAUUCACAGGCUGAAAAAGAGGAAACUGGCCAGGCUCGGCCAGCUACAGAGGGAAAACACAGAGGCUGGUUCAGCUCUAAGGACCCAUACAGUAAACCAAGCCAGGUGGUUGCUCCUCAAACAGACUCCAGCUCCAGCACAGCCCUUCCCCCUUUAUCCCUGUCCCCCACUGACUUCUCAGAGGGGGUGACUUACCAUUACACUAACCCCUUCACUUCCUCCUCAUUCAUCUCUCCUGCUAACCCUUUCUUUUCACUUCUCAAGCAGAAUCCAUUUUUCCAGGAGCUGCAUACUGUCACUCCUUUAACACCUGCUUUGCCCUUUCUCUGUAGCCCAGCCAUUCAUCAACCUGAAGUGCCUGCAUCCAGUCCAGGACACCCCUCCUCUCUUCUACAUGUCGUUGAAGCUGGAAAUGCAAAGGGAGUCCUAGUGGAUGGAUCAUCACAAAAUCUUACAAAUUCUUUUUGCAGAACUGAUACAUCAGAUGACACUGACCAAUACAGUCAAUGGGAUGAUUUCAUUGGUGAUAGACUAAAGCUAAACUCAGAGAUUGGUAAUCAGAAUGUGACCAUCCUCCCCUCUUCCAACCAGUCUAAACCAACUAAUACAACACUUUGUUGUGAAGGUGACCCAAAUAAAGCUCUAGAGGUGUCCAAUCAAGCUCUAGAAAGUGUAUGUAAUAUAACCCCAGCAUGCACUUUAAUUGUAGAUGCACUUCCUCACUUUGAAGAUGAAUCUUAUUUUGUGCACUGUAGUACUCAGAAGACUGACCUCAAUAAUUUUGUUCCUCAGGAUGCUUCAGAAUCUGAAUUUGACUCCUCAUUGCCGAAUAACUCAAACAUAGAUUUCUCUGAACUCAACGCCCUAGCGUGCCCUUACCCAACACUUUCAAACGGCACAUUUAAUAAGGACAGAGUCAGCGCAGACUCAGUCUGCCAAAUAAAUAUUACACCAAAUGCAAUGUUAGUGUCAUCUGUGGCUCCUGAACCCUCAGCACCCAAUUUUGAAUCAUUAGAUUAUUUAGACCUGUAUGAAAAGUCUGAACAUGAAAUAGUCAAGUGCAUUUCCUCCAAGAGGCAGACAGAUGAUUACAGUAAAGGGUCUGUAGAAAUCCAAAAGACAUCUCAGCCUUACUGUAAUUUUGAUAUUUUGGAAGCAUCUUCUGUUGUAACAUCUGAAUCUCCAAGGAGGGGCUGUAAUGUCCCAGAAUCAAAGUCUCUCCCAAAAGGACAGAGGGACUUUAAAUCAAAUGAUGAUAUUGAAACAGGAGAUGGAAAUGAAGAAUUGCAAGAGUCUGCCAUUAAAGAUGGAACAUACUUGGAUGUCCAUCCAGAAACAUAUCCAUUAGAGUUGUCUAUUCCCUUUGGACCCAGUGACUCUGUGUUACAACAAAGACUGAUCAUGGAGAAAGAUGCUGCAGAAGGUUUUGAUAUCAAGAGCUUGAAGGUUGUUAUGGAUUCUUCUAUGGACUCGUCCAAUAAGUCAUUAACAAAGCAGAAAGUCAGCGAUUCACCACCUAAUACAUCUACAAGAAGUUUCAGGAUUGACCAUUUACCUGAAACUGUCAGUGGACUUUGUGAGGUAGAUGCACCAAAUGAUGGCAGACUGACACUAUCUUCAGCAGUGUCUCCUAAGUGUGUUCUCUCCCAUAGCCUGUAUGAGAGUGUAGACUCUGAGAAAUACCUUACCUGCAUGUCACAGAACAGUUACCUUACCAUUUCCCAGCUCUCUCCUGUGGCCAAUCUGGAAAAUGACACUUUUCAAGAAAUCAAGCCAAAAUCUGAUUCAUCUCAGGAUGUUCUCCCAACAAAUGACCAGUCUCUGAGAUCCCUGUCAGUACUGCAGCAACACCCAGCUGAGAUUUCUCAAGAAGCCUUGCCAAAGAAUGGAGAUAUUUCUCAACAUGAUCUUUCAAACCCAUUAGCAUCUCUUUCCUUUUUGCCAAAAUUUGACUCAUCACAGAAUGCUUUAGAAAAAUGUGACAUUACCAAAGAGGCCAUAACGGGUACUGUUAAAAAUGAAUCGAUACAAAAAUGCGGUCCCCCAAUGGACACAAUAAUGAACAAUGAUUUGCUACAUGAGAGAAUUCCAGAUCUUGCCGAGAUGACAACAAAGGCAGGGGAAGUUCUUUUAAACUUGGAUCCAUAUACAUUCAUGGAGAAUAGUAAUUGCUUUACUGAGCCUCCUCAGUCUAAUCUUGUGCAAUGUGAUGGUGGUCUAGAGGACCUGCAGAUUAUCACAGAUUUUUGUCAGUCCACUGAGAAUAUGUGCGUCUCUGAUUUUGUAUCCGAGCCAACCUCUAGCAUUACUCAGGACUUGGUUAUGACAGAUUUGCUCCUGGAGAACGUGUUUGUGGCCCAGCAUGCUGUGACACAUUCUGUUGGCACAAGCCCUGUCACACACCCUGUGCCUAGAGAGACUUGCACAAACAUGGAAUUGUUUCCUCAUACCAUUAAAGCAUCACAAAUAAGUAAAAAUAAACAAGCGACAACUAAUGCAGCUUCUGUUCCACUAGGGGAGCACUUGGACAGCGUCAUACACUGGUCUAGUAUUCAACCACCUCUCCCCGAGCCCUCAACCCUGGAUCAGCUGACUUCAGGGCAUGAUCUCUUGAUGAGCUCUCCCUUAUCUUUGCUUAACCUUUCACCACUAGCCUCCUCUACGCCGCAUGUAGCAGUAGGUAUUAAUAGUCUGCCACUGUCCCCCUUUCCUAUGCCCUCUGCUCCAGCAAAAACAUUGCUGCAUACUACACUGGCUGCUACUACUACUCUUUCCCCUGCAUUUACUGCAUCAUAUGAUAGUUUCCCUCAGGAAGAACAUCAGGUAGCCUGUCAUCUCAACAGUCCACAUCUAGUGAAGCCUUUGACACCUCCAGAUGAGAAGAGGUCAGAAGGGUGGUCUGUGCUGGAGAAACUCAAGUCCACCAUUCAUCCAGGACGAGGUCACCAAGGAGACCAGGAACAUGAGAAAAAGCUCUUGGUGGAGGGUGGAGGCUCCUACUACCAUCUAAACCACAGUGAGCUGGUGUCACUCCUGCUACAGCGGGAUGCUGAGCUCCAACAGGAAAAGGAGGAGUAUGAGCGCCGGGGCUUGUUGCUAGAGAAGCGGGAGGUGGAGUUAAAGAAGAUGAAAGUUAUAAUUCGAGAUUUAGAGGAUUACAUUGACACUUUGUUAGUCCGCAUUAUGGAACAAACUCCUGCACUGUUGCAAGUUCGUCCCAAAAUGAAAUGAACCUAUAGUGAAUCAGCAAACAUUUCACUGUCACUUCACAAAUCUUCCACUAUCCCUGGGCAGAAGUUGCAACCCUGCACUGCUACUGCUACCAUGUAACUGUAGAAUGAAGCAUUAUUGAACAGGCACAGAAAAGUUAUAUUUGGCAUUUGUUGCUGUCUCAGAUACAGUGUCUACCUGUUUGCACCCAACCCCCUGCCUUCCUGACUCCCACAAUUCUUAUUCUUCUAAGAAUUUCUGAGAAAUUGUCUUAGUGGAUGCUCACUUCCUCUAAACAAAUGUGUAGGAGAUGUGCAUCUGUCCAGCUAGUUACCAAAGCUGCCUGUCAGUCAAAGGAAGGUGUGGUCUGGUUUUAGAAAACUUGGGUAUAGAGUCUUUGCUGCUUGAAAUAAUCUGUUAUCCAAAUGUUCUUUUUUGUUCUUCCUUUCUCCUUACAUUAAUGGGACCUAUCUCAUUUAAGCUCAUAAAACGAUGCUGCUUGAACCAGCCGAUUCUAUAGAUUUCGAGUUGAGGGGGAAAAAAAUUAUUAUAACUGCAAAAAAAGAAAGCAAAAUCGGUCAAUUCGCAUCUGCUUGUGCCUCAUGUCAUGUCUUCCGCACUUUACUGAUAAGCAUAAGAGUAGAGGCACACACUAACAUGCUGGUUCCCCAGCCUGUUUGUGUCAACUAGUCCCACUCCCAUCCUGCUCGAGCUAACAUGCACACAUUGCUGCCAGUGCUUUCAGGUGUAAUGAACAGGAUAUAUACUGUUCUUACUGCUUAUAUGCCACUCUGGUGAAAUGCCAAAUGCUGCCUUAUCAUAUGUCUCUGUUCUGUUAUUGUAGAAACCAUCACUUUUCACUGUACCUUACCUUGAAGUGGGACUGUAAGGGACUGGGGGUUCAGACCUGAUUACCAACAGACAGUUAGGUUAAAUCAGGUAAUGUUAUAGGCUUUUACUGCCUCAAGUGUUGAGCGAUGAACAAACAGUACUGUCUAUAAGUGAGGUGGAUAAUUUAUGGAAUACCAAAUGCCAGAAAUUGCUAUAAUUCAGUUUCACAGUAUUCCCAGUGCAGCCAUGGCUCCGGCCCGUGUCAGUGUGCCUGCAGUGUUUCACGGAUGUUGCCACUAUCAGUGUUUUUUGCAGUGUAGUACCAUCUGUAGUUGUGUGGUAGCGGCCUGUGUAACAGCACUUUCAAACCACACAUACACUUAAUAAAAUGGUUCUUCCUCAAAAGCAUAACUACUGAGCAAACACAAAUAACAAAUACAUACACAUUUACACUGCACUAGCUCAUUCUCUGAACCUAAGAUAUUUACAGUAUUCCUGUGCUUACUGUAAUUCUUAUAGUCCAGCUAAGCUAGAAAAUCAGAGAUCAAUAUCUUACAUGUAACUUGUCAAAAACAAUUAGAAGCACUUAAGGUUUAACAUGUUCUGCCUCUUACUGAACUAUGAUCUCUAGCUCUUAGGUUGUGAUUGAUGUAUAAAUGGAGUGACUUAGACUGGUAUGGUACUGUGUCGUUUGGAUGGACUCAUGGAAUAUUAAUGUCAGUCAGAGACUAAAGUUUACAAUUCUUAAUAAACCUGUUUUAUCUUUGUAUACCCUUAUUUAAAUGAUAUAAUAUUUAUGCUUUGUUUUCUUUUUCCAUUUUCUUUCUUUGCCCUUUAGUUUUGUUACACAGAGGUUAUGAAAAGUUAUUACAUGUUUUAAGUUCAUAUUUGGGUCACUCUUACUUUCCUACCUUUUGUUCCAUUUUAUCAGCUACUGAAGCUGUAUAAUUAUUUUUCCUUUUAGGUUCUUACUGCCUUUUUAUUUAUGCACCCUGUUUGGGAAUAUGCUGUUCUAUGACUGUGUUUGUUAUUUAGAAGUCUUAUAAUGUAGGAAGCAAUAGUGCAGAUUGCUAGAGAACUGUGAAAAGCCAGAUGCCACCUGCAGUCCAGUUAGGAGGUACAAGUGCCCUUGACUUAAUGUCAUGUUGUAGAAUGUGUCAGUGGAAUGAACAUGGAAAUGAUUAUUUGUAAUUUUAAUUUGUUAAGCUGCAUUUCUGUAGCAGAACCUCUGAUACGUUUGUUUGAAAAUAAAAACUAUUUAAUUUAAUUCCAUUCCUACACUUUUGUUCUUGCAAUUCUGGAAAAAAAGCUACAUUACUAUUAUCCUUUUUUAAUAAAAUAGGCUAUCACACUGGAUUAUUUAACAAAUGACACAUUUAUUAAAGGUUACCUACAUACAAUUAAUAUAAACAGUCUACACACCCCUGUUAAAAUCGCAGGUUUUUGUGUUGGGGAAAAAAAUUAAACCAAGAUUAAUUAUGUCAGAACUUUUUCUACCCUCAAUGUGUAAUUACACUGUAAAAAAAAAAAAAAAAAAAAAAAAACCUUUGGGGGGUAACUUACAAUAACCUGGUUGCAUAAGUGUGCAUACCACUAAAGUAAUACUUUGUUGAUGCACCUUUUGAUUUUAUUUAUUAGUCUUUUUAGGUUUGAGUCUAUCAGCAUGACACAUCUUCACUUGGCAAAAUGUUCUUGCUAGCAAAAACAUUCUAGAUCCAGCAGAUUGUAAAGGCAUCUCCAUUGUGCUGCCCACUUUAGGUCACCCCACAGAUUUUUAGUUUUCAGGGCUGGGCUCUGGCUUGCUCAACUUUAUCUUCUUUUGGUUAAGUCAUUUCUUUGGUCCUUGAUUUGGAUGUGUGCUUUGGGUCAUUUUCAUGCUGAAAGGUAAAAUUCGUGACAUUUGAAGGUUUUGCACUAAAACUGGCAGGUAUUUGUAGCUAUUCAUGAUUCCCUCCAUCUUAAUAGAACCCCCAAUUCUGGCUGAAGGAAAGCAGCCCUAAAGCAUGAUGCUGCCACUACCAUGCUGCACUGCGGGUAUGGUGUACUUUUGGUGAUGUCUAAUGGUUAAACCCCUCCCAAUGCUAAUUAAGUGAGAUACCAUGCAUGCUUUGUAAGCAUUUUGUGGAUCAUGGCUUCAGCAGUCAGAUGAGACUAUCUAUGUAAUUACUUUUGAAAAUGAGAUUGAUCAUGAUUAGUUCAUUCUGAACAUAGCCACAUCCCCAAUUACAAAAGGGUGUACAUAUUUAUGCAACAAGGCUAUAAGCCCCUCCCCCCUUUCCCCUAAAAUGUUUCUGAUUGUUUUUCAGUUAAUCGUUACAUAUUGUCAUGACGUUUCAUCUUGGUUUUAUUUAUUUAUUUUUUUUUUUUACAUCACAAACCUAGGGGUGUGCGGAUGUUUUAGAUGACCUUUUUGCAUUUACUUCAUUUUUGAUUUCAUUAUUCCAUGAAUUUCUAGAGAGGACAAAUCCAGGUGAAGCUCACGGAGAAAACGGUGAAGCUCACGGUGAAACUACUCCACAGGGAUCAGAAAUGUUUCAUUUUUAAAUCAAGUCUUUCCUUGAGGUGCUGUUCUUUGGGAUGUCCAGGGGUUGUCUUAUGUCCCUAGAUGGCAAAUGUUUGCUUGUUUGAUUAUUGUAUUGAUAAUUGAAGGGGAAUAUUAAAAUCAGCUCUCUGAUUUGUCCUUUUGCAUCUGUCAAUGAAAUAAACUCUUUUCA
Messenger RNA from Hemibagrus wyckioides, 8580 nucleotides. It is a transcript of the gene rab11fip5a, whose product is annotated as RAB11 family interacting protein 5a (class I). The transcript is spliced from 6 exons. Gene Ontology annotation, cellular component: phagocytic vesicle; recycling endosome; mitochondrion. Gene Ontology annotation, molecular function: small GTPase binding. The record is from RefSeq and is a predicted model, not a curated record. NCBI's taxonomy places the organism in Eukaryota, Metazoa, Chordata, Actinopteri, Siluriformes, Bagridae. Bases 305 to 5056 code for a protein of 1583 amino acids. Gene Ontology annotation, biological process: regulated exocytosis.